This is a messenger RNA of Pungitius pungitius (ninespine stickleback), 4239 nucleotides long. RefSeq names its product solute carrier family 44 member 1b (gene slc44a1b). Gene Ontology annotation, molecular function: transmembrane transporter activity. The coding region runs from base 466 to 2466 and encodes 666 amino acids. The record is from RefSeq and is a predicted model, not a curated record. Lineage: Eukaryota; Metazoa; Chordata; Actinopteri; Perciformes; Gasterosteidae. The transcript has 18 exons. Gene Ontology annotation, biological process: transmembrane transport.
CAUCUUCUGUCUGUGACCUCCAACUCUCACUGGAGCGGUUCGCACCCAAGAGUAAAGCGGUUGGGACGAGGAUGAGCACAUCUAAAGGCCAUGGUUCUCAGCAGGACACCGAUGGAUUCGAAGGAAAUAUGUCCCUCAAAAUCUGGUGAACUCAGAGAUUAAAUAAACUAUCUGCUCUAAUGGACUGACCUUUGGUGGACAAACAUGGAACUGCACCCACUACAAACGAUUCAUCUUUCUCCAGAGGCUCAGAACCACAUCGCUGCUGUCCUCAGUCUGAAGGGAACACCAGCUCACUACAGGACCCUGCCGGACUCUACAGAACUAUGAAGAACUCUGCACCAAUCUACCAGACUCUACCGGACCCUACUGCACUCUAAGGAAUCUACCAGACUCUACAGAACCCAGUAGAACUAUACAGGGCUUUUUUGGACUUCCUGGAUCUCUCCAGGACUCUCGAGGAAUAUGGACUCUCAGCAGCAGCUCUAUCUCAGGAGAAAGAGGACUAAGAGAGAAUGGAGACCGCUAGAGGACCGGAGCUGCACCGACCUGCCCUGGCUCCUGCUCUUCACCGUCUUCUGCGUCGGCAUGGGCAGCAUCUGCAGCUUCACCAUCGUCACCGGCGGUGCCGCUCGCCUCGUGUUCGGAUACGACAGCUACGGCAACACAUGUGGGCACCGCAACGAGCUAAUCGAAGGCGUCCGGCUGAGCGGUCUGGAUCACACUGACAGAAAGUUCAUCUUUUUCUUAGAUCCAUGUAACGUGGACAUCGUCCAGAGGAAGAUCAAGUCCACGGCUCUGUGUGUGUCUCUGUGUCCCACCGAGGAACUGAAGACCUACCAGGACCUCAAGAGCUUCGCCAUGCUCAAUGGUUCAGAGUUGUGUUCCUACGAGUUAGCAGGUCAUAAAUAUCCGGAUCUACCCGAGAGGUUUUUUAAAUGUCCCAAACUUCCUGUCCCCCCCAGUAAGCCGCUGCCGGUGUUUAAUCGCUGUACUCCGGUGGAUAUUUCCUGCUAUGCUAAGUUUGCUGAGGCCGUAGUGACCUUUGUGAGUGAUAACAGCGUUCUCCACCGUCUGAUCGCCGGUGUUGCCGCCAGUAAAGAGAUCAUCAUUGGGCUGUGUGUUCUGGCUCUGGUCCUCUCCAUGAUCCUCAUGGUGAUAAUUCGUUACAUCUCAGCCGUCCUUGUGUGGAUCCUCACCGCGAUGGUCGUCCUCGGAUCCCUCGCGGGGACCAGCGUCCUCUGGUGGCUUUACAUCGACCACCGGCUGUACGGGAAUUACACCACCGAUCAGGUGAAGGAGGAGGCGGAGCUUAACAGCGAAAACGGCCAGGCACUGCUCGUCUACGCCGGUGCCGCCACCGGCUUCACUAUCAUCCUGCUGCUGUUGAUGCUGUUCAUGAGGAAACGAGUGGCUCUGACCAUCGCUCUGUUCCACGUGGCGGGAAAAGUCUUUAUCCACCUGCCCCUCCUCACCCUGCAGCCCUUCGUUACCUUCUUGGCUCUCCUGCUUUUCUGGAUAUACUGGAUCCUGGUCUUGCUCUUCCUGGGUACCAGCGGGAACUCCGUCCAGAAUGAGGAAACGGGUCUAACAGAGUUCAGACUGACGGGUCCUCUACAGUACCUGACCUGGUACCAUGCGGUGGGUCUGGUCUGGAUCACUGAGUUCAUCCUGGCCUGCCAGCAGAUGACGGUGGCUGGAGCUGUGGUCACCUACUACUUCACCAGGGACAAGAACCGGCUCCCGGUGACCCCGAUCCUGUCGUCUGUCCUGAGGCUGGUCAGGUAUCACCUGGGAACGGUUGCUAAGGGAGCCUUCAUCAUCACACUGGUCAAAAUCCCCCGACUCUUCCUCAUGUACAUCCACAACCAGCUGAAAGGAAAGGAGAACGCGUGUGCUCGCUGUCUUCUGAAAACUUGUAUCUGCUGUCUGUGGUGUUUGGAGAAGUGCCUCAACUAUCUCAAUCAGAAUGCAUAUGCAGCCACGGCGAUUAACAGCACCGGUUUCUGUACGUCUGCCCGCGACGCCUUCGUGAUCCUGGUGGAGAACGCUCUGCGGGUCGCCACCAUCAACGCUGUGGGAGACUUUGUGCUUUUCCUGGGGAAGGUCCUGAUCGUGACGUCGACGGCCUUUGCUGGCGUCCUUCUACUGAACUACCAGCGAGAUUACGCCGAGUGGUUGCUGCCUCUGAUCAUCGUGUGUCUCUUCUCCUUCCUGGUGGCUCACUGCUUUCUCUCCAUCUUUGAAAUUGUGGUGGAUGUCCUUUUCCUCUGCUUUGCUAUCGACACCAAGUACAAUGACGGCACUCCGGGGAAGGAGUUCUUCAUGGACAAAGCUCUGAUGGAGUUCGUGGAGAGCAGCCGGCGGUUCGGGCGGGCCGUGGAGCGUGGGCGAAGCCGGGUCAAAGAAGCAGUGUCAGAGGGGGCAGGGAGGAAGCCCAUGGCUCCGGGGAUGAGUUCAGCUUGACCAAAAUCAGCCAAUGGGACUUCUUAAAAAGACCAGAGACAUUCCAAAUGUUUAUUUUUAUCAACGUGUAACAUGUUUACUAUGGUUUCACUCCAGGGAAAAGAUAUUUUAAUACAAACUGUAAAAACGUAACAAUGUAAUGAAGCACUUUAUAUCAAAGCGCUGCAGAUUUGAAACCGACUGAUUUACUUUUUUAAAAACGUCUCAUCGAUCAAACUGCACCUGGACGGCGUGUUGGAUCAGGAGCGCUGUCAUCAGAGAGUCUGUGGACGGGCCGCUCUGACUGGCCCGUUCUCGGUAUGUAACGUCAUGGAAACGCAAUCUGACCCGAGGAGGAAUCUGAUUGGCUGAUGACAGUUCAGUGGCUUCAGAAUACAACAAACUAGCAACAUCCUGCAGGUGAAGGUCAUGUGACCAACUAGCCCACCUAAUACAAAUAGCCCGUUUAAUACAUGUGAUCAUGGUUUGGUUUCCGAUAAUCAUGGUGACAUCGAUGCGGCGUCUUCUUCUUCAUCUCGUACUCCAGCUCACGUGAACUCGACAUGAAGUCAGACAUUUCCUACUUUUCAAAUGUUACGUACAUUUCCAAAUCACUGCUGCGACGGCGUGAGAUCUCCACAUCACUUCCACCUGAGAGAGAACUUCUGUUAUAAAUAAGAAUGAUAAAGUUGAUUGAAUGGUGUAAAACUAAAGUGGAACUUCUUACCUUUCUAAAAAAAAUGGUUUGAAUAAUUUCCUGCAGCUUUGACUUUACAAUGGGAUGCUAACGGCAAUCAAUUAGCCCUUUUCUCCUGUAAACAUGCUGCUUUUCCUCAAACAAGCAGUUUUCUCUGUGAUGACUCCUGGUGGAUGAACGUAAGAAGCCUCUCGAGGGUCUGUUCAGGUGAUCCGCCGCCAUGACUGACAGAUUGUUGUGGUCAUCCGUCUCCAUCAACUUCAGAGAAGAAGAAGCAUGUGGGUGGAGCUUCCUGAGGAGUUUGGACAGUCAGCAAUAAAACAAACUGCAUCAUGUGACCAACAACAAAAACAAGUCUUCCUGCUUCAGUUUGCUCAUCAUUUCCACAUGUCGUCUCAGUCAGAAAGUGUGACAUCACUUGUUGUCCAACACGUCAGACAGGAAGUGUGUGACAUCACUUAUUGUUGGACAUGUCUGACAAAAGAGUUUAUCAUAGUUUCCAUUGGCUUAUAAUUUAAUUAAAUCAAAUAAAGUAAUAUACAGACUUUACUAAAUAUUACAAUGAAAUCCUAAAAGCUUCAGUAGAUUGUCUGUCAGAUUCAUUUAAUUAAUUACUAUUGAUCCUUUGCAGGCUUUAGUCUAGCAACAAUUAGAAUACUGAUUGGCAGAUGAUUGCUGUCAUUGUGUCUUAAUGUCUGUUUUAAAAUAUAAGGGUGUUAAACUGAAAAUUCUGCUUUCCAAACUAUUAACAUUUUUCUCAAGAUAACUAACUAACUUUUUGUCAUCUGAUCCUUUGGGGUUUUAGAAUAAUGUCAACAUGCACCUACCAACCAACACAAACGCAGCUGCUUUGGCUCCAGUUUGUGGUUGUCAUGGUUACUGUGGUCAACUUGUACAGGACCAGUUGCAUGUCCAUGUUUUUUUCAUUGUCACAAAGCGUCGGUGAAUAAUCUGCUGUUAGAUGGAAUUCUGUCUUCACACUCGUGUUGCGUUUCCUCUCCUUUGUAACAUUGAAGAACCAAUUAUUUUCUUCUGGGUGGACUUUUUUAUAUUCAUCAUUUGUUUUGUAAGAAGAAAUAAUAAAAUGGAAAACUGAA